Aphidius gifuensis is the source of this 1145-nucleotide messenger RNA. RefSeq names its product chymotrypsin-1-like. Gene Ontology annotation, molecular function: serine-type endopeptidase activity. The transcript has 5 exons. The record is from RefSeq and is a predicted model, not a curated record. Gene Ontology annotation, biological process: proteolysis. Bases 1 to 1122 code for a protein of 373 amino acids. Lineage: Eukaryota; Metazoa; Arthropoda; Insecta; Hymenoptera; Braconidae.
AUGGUUUUACCAAUUGAAGAAAAAGAUACAAUAAGUAAAUGUGAAGACGUUAAAUUUGCCGGAUGGGGAAAUACUGGAGCAUCAAUGGGACUUCCAUUUGAAAAUUCAGAUCAACUUCAUUAUUUAAAAAUGCAAAUUAUUGGUCAACAACAAUGUAACCAGAAAUCAUUGUUACAAGUUCAAGGACAACAUAUUUGUGCUUAUAAUGAUAAAUCAAAUGGUAUUCGUUUUGGUGAUAGUGGAAGUCCAUUGAUUAAUCAAGCUGGUAAACUUAUUGGCAUUAGCUGUGGGCCUAUUGAUAGUCUCAACUAUGAUAUGCAUCCUGAAAUUUUUACCAAUGUCUUUUAUUUUGUUAAAUGGAUUAAUGGAAACAUUGCAACUAAAUCUAUUCAUAAAGGAAGAAAAGUUAACAGUACCACUUGGGAAGAAUUUAAAGCAGUUGUAUCUAUCCAUCAACUUGGAAGGCAUAUUUGCGGUGGUGCUGUAAUUGAGAAUGAUUAUGUUGUAACAGCAGCUCAUUGUGUCGUUUAUUUAUCGAAAAAAACUAAACAAAAUUUACAAGUAUUGAUUGGUUCAUUUGAUCAGACCAGUGGUGGCUUCAAGCUUAAUGUUGACAAAAUAAUUCAUCAUGAACAUUACAAUCCAACUUAUCCAUUUCUCAAUAAUAUCGCUCUUUUAAAACUUGAUGAAUCACUUUCUGAACUUCAACGCAAAAUGGUUUUACCAACUAAAGAAAAAGAUACAAUACAUAAAUGUGAAGACGUUAAAUUUGCCGGAUGGGGAAAUACUGGAGCAUCAAUGGGAUUUCCAUUUGAAAAUUCAGAUCAACUUCAUUAUUUAAAAAUGAAAAUUAUUGGUCAACAACAAUGUAACCAGAAAUCAUUGUUACAAGUUCAAGGACAACAUAUUUGUGCUUAUAAUGAUAAAUCAAAUGGUAUUCGUUUUGGUGAUAGUGGAAGUCCAUUGAUUAAUCAAGCUGGUAAACUUAUUGGCAUUAGCUGUGGACCUAUUGAUAGUCUCAACUAUGAUAUGCAUCCUGAAAUUUUUACCAAUGUCUUUUAUUUUGUUAAAUGGAUUAAUGAAAAGACUGGCGGAAAUAUUGAUGAAUUAUAUCAUUUUUAGAUGAAUAAUUUUUGUUGAUCAUU